This is a messenger RNA of Eutrema salsugineum, 1334 nucleotides long. RefSeq names its product probable RNA 3'-terminal phosphate cyclase-like protein. The record is from RefSeq and is a predicted model, not a curated record. Gene Ontology annotation, biological process: ribosome biogenesis; endonucleolytic cleavage of tricistronic rRNA transcript (SSU-rRNA, 5.8S rRNA, LSU-rRNA). Gene Ontology annotation, molecular function: RNA endonuclease activity. Gene Ontology annotation, cellular component: nucleolus. NCBI's taxonomy places the organism in Eukaryota, Viridiplantae, Streptophyta, Magnoliopsida, Brassicales, Brassicaceae. The transcript has 6 exons. The coding region runs from base 65 to 1201 and encodes 378 amino acids.
AAGGUCGGUGGGAUUUAGGGUUUAAGAAAAGCUUCUGAGAAGGGAGAGAGAUUAGAGAGAAGAAAUGGGGAAGACGACGACGUGCCAGCGGAAAAAGGGAAGCCAAAGCUUAAGGCAAAGGCUGCUUCUCGCGACCCUUUCAUCGAAGCCUAUCAUCAUUGAUGAGAUUCGUGCCGACGAAACGAUUCCUGGCCUCCAACUUCACGAGAUUUCUCUUCUCCGCCUCUUCGAAACUGUCUCCGAUGACUGUCGCAUCCAGAUUAACGAGACCGGGACUCAAGUGAAAUACAAGCCUGGAAUAAUAAUGGGAGGGAAGAAUUUGGUUCACAACUGUGCCCUGACUCGAUCCAUUGGCUAUUAUCUGGAGCCAUUGCUUGUUUUAGGAUUAUUUGGAAAGAAGCCCCUUUCGAUUAGGCUCAAAGGAAUUACAAAUGAUCCAAAGGACCCAAGCGUUGACACAAUUCGUAACACUACCUUAAAUAUCUUAAAACGUUUUGGAGUCCCAGCAGAAGGGUUAGACCUUAGAAUUGAAGCCCGUGGAGUAGCUCCAGACGGAGGUGGAGAAGUUCUCUUGACAGUUCCAAAUGUUCAGGCCCUAACUGCGGUCCAAUGGCUAGAUGAAGGAAUGGUGAAGAGGAUACGAGGUUGGACUUUCUCUGCAAGAGUUUCUUCUGACUUUGAACAUUCCAUGAGAUUCACAGCUCGUGGAAUCUUUAACAACCUCUUGCCUGAUGUUCACAUUUUUAGCGAUCACAAAGCUGGCCCUCAGGCUGGAAAAUCACCUGGAUACGGAAUAUCAUUGGUAGCAGAAACAACUUCAGGAUGUUACAUCUCUGCAGACACAACAGUGUCUUGUGGAAGAACAGACGAAACUGGAGAGCUCGAUGGAGAGAAGCAAGAGAGAAAACCAGCAGAAGACACAGGAGCUGACAUUGCUUCAUGGCUUCUUCAGGAGAUUGAGAAAGGCGGAGUUGUUGAUUCAACACACCAGGGAUUGUUGUUUAUACUAUGUGCGUUAUGCCAACAAGACGUGUCAAAGGUUCGAGUGGGAACGUUGUCUCCUUAUGGAGUGGAGACGUUGAGGAACAUAAAGGAGUUUUUGGGAGUUACUUUUGGAAUCAGACCUGAUCCAUUGACAGGAACCGUCAUACUCACCUGCGUUGGAAGCGGCUUGGUAAACCUCGCUAGGAAGUUGUCUUAAUUUCUCACAAUUGUUAUGUUUGUUUACACAGUCAGCUUUACAGUUUUGUCUGAUGGAAAAAGCUUUUUUAUAAUUUGAAUGGAUGUGUAUUCUUACACAGUCAAUUUUAUGCAAUUAUUAUCUAAAGAUUUUU